Molecule: messenger RNA, 153 nt
Organism: Plenodomus lingam JN3
Lineage: Eukaryota; Fungi; Ascomycota; Dothideomycetes; Pleosporales; Leptosphaeriaceae
Source: RefSeq, a predicted model, not a curated record
AUGUCUGCACUGCCCACAAAGUACAGCUCUCAUGUCUCUCUUGCCCAAGGGCCAUGUUCCAGACGUAUGAUCUUCAAGCUCAUUGUGGCAGCUGAUACAGGCGUAGAACUUGUUGCAGCAAAAGUGCUUGAUGGCGAUGAUAUCGAGGGGUGA